Messenger RNA from Cicer arietinum (chickpea), 1349 nucleotides. Its product is annotated as alkaline ceramidase-like. Lineage: Eukaryota; Viridiplantae; Streptophyta; Magnoliopsida; Fabales; Fabaceae. Gene Ontology annotation, cellular component: membrane. Gene Ontology annotation, biological process: defense response to other organism; response to salt stress; autophagy. The record is from RefSeq and is a predicted model, not a curated record. Gene Ontology annotation, molecular function: hydrolase activity, acting on carbon-nitrogen (but not peptide) bonds, in linear amides.
GCAAGUAAAGCGAGUUACCUUCUUCGAAAAAAGUGUAAAGUCACUUGCCUUCAAUAGCAUAAUCGAAUCGAUAGGGUUUCUCUCUCUCACAAAGGGUUGUUUCAUUCUUUGUGGGUUGUGGCUCAUGGAAUUUUGAGAUUUCACACAUCGAUUAUUAUUUUAAUAUAUUUUAUUAUAUUAAAAUAAUAAUUAAUAUUCUUCUUCAGGCCAUUGUUUCUUCUCUGCUCAGUACUGGUUGCUUUACCUCCCAACCCAUCACGUUUGAGGCUCUUUUUGUGCCCUUUUGAAUUCUGCAGCCCUGAAAUAUAGAUAAAAAGUUCAUUAGGCUGUAGAGGAGAAUGGCAGAGACCAUUUCUAGCUUCUGGGGUCCAGUUACAUCCACCAAAGAGUGUUGUGAACAAAAUUAUGCACAUUCGACUUAUAUUGCAGAGCUUUAUAACACCAUAUCCAACAUUCCGACGAUUGUUUUGGCUCUGAUUGGUCUUAUUAAUGCUUUAAGGCAGCGGUUUGAGAAAAGAUUCAGUGUUCUUCAUUUAUCAAACAUGACACUUGCCAUUGGGAGCAUGUUGUACCAUGCCACACUGCAACGUGUGCAACAGCAAGGGGAUGAAACUCCAAUGGUAUGGGAGGUGCUUCUGUACAUGUACAUCCUCCACUCUCCAGACUGGCAUUAUCGCAGUACAAUGCCCAUCUUCCUAUUUGUGUAUGGUGCUGGAUUUGCAAUUGCCCAUUCAGUGUUCCGUUUUGGUAUUGGCUUCAAAGUGCAUUAUAUUGUUCUAUGUCUGCUCUGCACUCCAAGAAUGUACAAGUAUUACAUUUACACUCAAGAUGUUUUAGCCAAGCGGCUAGCUAAGCUAUUUCUAGGUACUCUUUUACUAGGCAGUUUGUUUGGGUUUUGCGAUCGAGUUUUCUGCGAGGAGAUAUCCCGCUGGCCUAUUAACCCUCAAGGUCAUGCUUUGUGGCAUGUCUUCAUGGGUUUCAAUUCCUACUUUGCAAACACAUUUUUGAUGUUUUGCCGUGCACAACAGCGUGGGUGGUCUCCAAAAGUUGUUUAUUUAAUGGGUGUUUUACCUUAUGUGAAGAUUGAGAAACCAAAAAGCCAGUGAACAAUUUGGGAAAAGAAGGAAGCUUCUUUGCCGUGAUACAUUCUAGAUAGACAAGUUGUUGACAAAAUUAUUUAAUGGGUGUCUUUCUUUACUUUACUUCUUUUUCACUUUGUGGUUUUUGAUUGGCUUAAAAAUGAUGAUGAAUAUUUGCAUAUUUUGUUGUAGAAGUAGGACAUGUACAUAUUUAUGCCGUCGAACCUUAGCUCAAAAUGGCAACCGUGAACAUAAUUUUGCUUACUGGUU